This is a messenger RNA of Helianthus annuus (common sunflower), 2880 nucleotides long. Its product is annotated as putative late blight resistance protein homolog R1B-16. Bases 95 to 2665 code for a protein of 856 amino acids. Lineage: Eukaryota; Viridiplantae; Streptophyta; Magnoliopsida; Asterales; Asteraceae. Gene Ontology annotation, molecular function: ADP binding. The transcript has a single exon. The record is from RefSeq and is a predicted model, not a curated record. Gene Ontology annotation, biological process: defense response to other organism.
ACAUUCACAACCCAAGUAAUUUGACUAGAAUCUUUAAACCUCUUCUCAAACUCUCUUUGCCUAAUUCUGUUAUUUUUAGAAAGGCUGAUUAAAGAUGGCAUAUGCAGGUAUACAGAUGUUCAUGGAUAAGUUGAACCAGCUUAUUAACUGCGACGACAUUCCAUCGAUCAACAACCCGGAAAUUAUGAGUGAAAGGCCUCAACUCCAACUUCUAUAUGAAGAGCUGGGCUCCAUGAUCCAAACCCUUUUCAUCGACCAACAUCAAGACCUACAUGACCUCCAAAAGGUUGGUGAUCUGAAGAAAAGAUUCAUAGACGCAGCAGAAGAGGCACAGUAUAACGUAGAUCUGUUUCUAUCCGGUGUUCACAUCAGGAAUACUACAAAAGAUUUCCCUACAUCUGAGGAUUUUAGCCCUUCCUUAAAUCUUGAUGAUGUUAGGAGAUCAUUAAAGUCUGUCGAGGUGGAAUUGAUGAGUAUGAUCAUGGAUAACAUGAAGGUGGGGUCAUCUCGAAGACGUGAAAGAACACUAAAUCAAUCUGCUCCAGUUUCCAUAUCCAGAAAUUCACUAGGAUCCAAGAAAUUAUUGGAUGAAAUCUUUGUGGGGAUUGAUCGUGAUGCUGAGCUCAUAAGAGAUAAGCUUGUGGAAGAUCAAAAGAAGCUGAAUGUUGUCUCUAUUGUUGGUAUGGGAGGAAUUGGAAAGACUACCCUGGCCACCAAAGUAUUCAAUGAUGGAUAUGUUAGGCAUCAUUUCCAUGUCCGUGUAUGGGUCACUGUUUCUCAAACAUAUGAUAAGCGGGCUGUGUUGAUUCAAAUUCUGGAAUCCAUCUGUGCCCCACUAGACCUUGAAAAGACCAGUGACUCUCGACUUCGUGAACUAGUGCACAAACACCUAUUUGGUAAGAGAUAUUUGAUGGUGAUGGAUGAUGUCUGGCAAAUAGAAACAUGGGAUAACCUGAAAUCCUUUUUCCCCCAUGAUAACAAUAGAAGUCGAAUUCUGCUCACCAGUCGCCUCACUGAAGUUGCUAAGCAUGCUAAUUUAGAUGGACUCACUCAUCACUUAGGAUACUUGAACAAUGAAAGAAGCUGGGAGUUGUUAUGUCAAAAGGUGUUCCAAGGCAAUGAGUGCCCUGAAUGGUCGAUUAAACGUGGAAUGCAAAUAGUAGAACAUUGUCAAGGAUUACCACUUGCGGUGGUUGUCAUUGCUGGAGUUCUAGCAAGAGAAGCAUGGAGUGAAAAGUUUUGGGAGGAAAUUGCUAAGAGGACCGGUUCGUACAUUGUUGGUGACCAGAAUGGAUGCAUGGAAACAUUAGGUUUAAGUUACAAUCAUCUUCCUCUGCACUUGAGAGAGUGCUUUCUUUAUCUUGGUGGCUUCCCAGAAGACUUUAAGUUUGAAGUAAAAAGGCUGAUGUGGUUAUGGGUGGCUGAGGGAUUCAUUCAAAAAGAUGGAAAUAGAAGGUUGGAGGAUAUUGGAGAGGGUUACCUAAUGGAUCUAGUUGACAGAAAUCUUGUAAUUGUAGACAGGUGGAAGUCAGUUGGAAGUGUGAAAGCUUGUAAAGUGCAUGAUCUUGUUAGGGAGCUAUGCUUGAAAAAAGCCAAGGAAGAGCGAUUCAUCCUUAAAACAAAUACCUCUCAACUUGAUCAGGUUAAGAAACGACCAUAUAAGGUAGAAUGUAUGUUCACAAAUAAUGGUAUAAUGGUUCCGUCUGCCGAAAACUGUCGAUCGGUUUUGAUUUUUGGUAAAAAAGGAUUCCUCGUGGAAGACAUUGCAAAGCAAUUCCGAUCCUUUGUGCUACUUAGAGUGUUAAAGCUACACAAAUGCAGACUGAAUGAUUUUCCCAAAGCCAUCAAACUACUAGUUCACUUGAGGUAUCUUGAAAUUUGGAAAGAAUCAGAAGGAUUCCCAUCUUCAAUAUGCAAUUUAUGGGGUCUUCAAACCCUCAUUUAUGUUACAGAAGAGUAUAGUGUAGAUUUACCUAGUAACAUAUCAAAUUUGGUAAAUCUGAGGCAUUUGCGGGGCCAAGUUAUUUCCCUUCCGUCCAUUGAAAAACCAAUGAAUUUGCAAACUAUUUCAUAUAUAAGUUUGGGAGAAGGGGUAGCUAAUUUUCAAAAGUGUUUUCCAAACAUUAAGGAACAUACAUGUUGUACAUGCUCAGAUGAGCAAAAUGACUUCAAAUCUCUCACCUUCCUUGAAAAGCUCUCAUUAGUUGGCGACUUUGAAAGACGGGUGGAGCGCAUUACAUUCCCAACAUCAUUGAAAACACUUACACUAGAAAAGUGUCGUCUACCAUGGAGUGAAAUGUCAAUCAUUCAGUCGUUACCUAAUCUCCAGCAUCUCAAACUACACCCCCAUGCCUUUGAAGGAAGCUGCUGGAACACAAAUGGACAAGAGUUUCCACAGCUAAAAUUAUUGAAUCUUGAGUGGUUAAAUAUCAAAGUGUGGGAAGCCUAUAGUGAAAGCUUCCCGUGUUUGAGACAAUUACAAAUUACCAAUUGCAGGAAUCUUGAAGAGAUCCCCCUUGAAAUUGGAGAAAUACCAACGCUUGAGCUAAUUCAAAUCAGGGGCUGUAGGGACUCUGUUAUUGAAUCAGUUAGAAGAAUUGAAGAAGAGCAAGGUGAUUUGGGAAACUACGACCUAAAAAUUGACAUUAUCGAACGGGAAAGGUAACCGUCUCAUAGAAAAGGUAAGUUACUUUCUCGGGAGGUCUUGAAGACUGGACCUGUUAAACUUGCAACGUGAUGAUGGGAACCAGAAACAAAAUGACUGGGGAUCCAGGGCAAGAAUGCUUGAGGAAAAGACAUGAAACUUGAAAUAUGAACUUGAUUUUUGAGAAAAAGACAAUGUAAAUAAUGAAGAAAAAGAGAUGAAACUUGAAAUAUGAA